Messenger RNA from Nymphaea colorata (pocket water lily), 3140 nucleotides. RefSeq names its product glutamine--tRNA ligase. The transcript is spliced from 23 exons. Bases 315 to 2696 code for a protein of 793 amino acids. Gene Ontology annotation, cellular component: cytoplasm; cytosol. NCBI's taxonomy places the organism in Eukaryota, Viridiplantae, Streptophyta, Magnoliopsida, Nymphaeales, Nymphaeaceae. The record is from RefSeq and is a predicted model, not a curated record. Gene Ontology annotation, biological process: translation; glutaminyl-tRNA aminoacylation. Gene Ontology annotation, molecular function: glutamine-tRNA ligase activity; ATP binding.
CUCCCACCAAGGGAGACGAAUACCGCCAGCUGAAUCGGAGAGAGAGAGAGAGAGAGAGAUCUAGCCAUUGCCAUUUUCCCGGGAAGCCCGAAAGGACAAUAGGUUCGGUCAAAAACCAAGGUAGCUGAGACGGAGAGAGAAGGGCAAGAGGCCCAUAAAUCUCAUCCCUCGUUGGUCUCCUUCUUGUUCAUCGUGGUCAUCUUCUCCUUCUUCGUGGUGGUGUUCUGAUUUUUGUCUUUCCGUUCAGAAUUUUGUGGGUUUCUUCUUUGGGUGGUGAGGUUGUGGAGAAUUUGACGUGAAAAGGGGGGAGAAACAUGGGAGCCAAGAAGGAGGACGACGGGGAACUGCUGCAUUCGUUCAUGAGGAUCGGGUUGAACGAGAAGACCGCAAAGAACACGCUUGUCAACGCGAAGCUGUCCGCGAAUCUGGCAGCCGUCAUCGACGAGGCAAAUAUUGAAAAUGGCUGCGACAAAUCUGUUGGCAACCUCUUGUACACGGUCGCAGCUAAAUUUCCUGCUAAUGCACUUGUUCAUCGGCCACUUCUGCUCGAUUAUAUUGUUACAUUGAAGAUUAAGAAACAAGACCAGUUAGAAGCAGCUCUAUCUUUUCUUGAACUCAAGGGACCUGAAAAUUUUGAAGUAAAAGUUUUUGAAGAAGCUUGUGGUGUCGGGAUCGAUGUUCCCAUUGAAGAGAUUAUAUCUACAGUUGAGAAGGUGUUGGAAGAGAACAUGGCACAGAUACUGGAGCAGCGGUAUAGAAUAAAUGUUGGAAAUCUAUGUGGACAAGUGCGCGAGAGGCACCCAUGGGCUGAUGCAAGAAAUAUCAAGAAAGUGAUAGAUGAGAAGUUGUAUGAGUUACUUGGUGAACGGAAUGAAGCAGACAAUGAAAAACCUAUUAAAAAGAAAAAAGAGAAGGCUGAGAAAGUGAAGGAUGAAGUUCCUGUUGCAGAUGUUUCUCCAGUCCCUCCUGAGGAAGAACUCAAUCCUUUUCUCAUAUUUCCUCAGCCAGAGGAAAAUGUAAAGGUACAUACUGAAAUCCAUUUCAGCAAUGGUACAGUAUGGAGGCCACAUAAUACCAAAGAUAAACUCAAUAAGCACAUGGAGAUAACAAAGGGUAAAGUUUACACCCGUUUCCCUCCCGAACCAAAUGGUUAUCUCCAUAUUGGACAUGCAAAGGCUAUGUUUGUAAGCUUUGGUUUAGCAAAAGAAAGAAAUGGGGACUGUUAUCUCAGGUUUGAUGAUACAAAUCCAGAAGCUGAAAAACAAGAAUAUAUUGAUCAUAUUCAGGAGAUUGUUGAGUGGAUGGGUUGGAAGCCUUUCAAGGUUACUUAUACCAGUGACUAUUUUCAAAUUCUUUAUGACCUCGCAGUAGAUCUGAUAAAGAGAGGUUAUGCAUAUGUUGACCAUCAGACUCCUGACGAGAUAAAGGAAUACAGAGAAAGAAAGGUAGAUAGCCCAUGGAGAAACCGGCCAAUUGAGGAAUCGUUGAAAUUAUUUGAUGAUAUGAGGCGAGGUCUUAUUGAUGAAGGGAAGGCCACAUUGAGGAUGAAACAAGACAUGCAAAGUGAGAAUUACAACAUGUAUGACUUGAUUGCAUAUCGGAUAAAGUUCACUCCUCAUCCGCAUUCAGGGGACAAAUGGUGUGUUUAUCCAAGCUAUGAUUAUGCUCAUUGUCUUGUGGAUGCUAUUGAGAAUGUAACUCAUUCGCUGUGCACUCUUGAGUUUGAGACUCGCCGUGCAUCAUACUAUUGGCUGUUGGAGGCAUUGGACCUCUAUUUGCCCUAUGUAUGGGAGUACUCACGUUUGAAUGUCACCAAUACUGUCAUGUCCAAACGAAAGUUGAAUCGUCUUGUGACUGAGAGGUGGGUAGAUGGCUGGGAUGAUCCCCGAUUAAUGACACUAGCCGGCUUACGACGUAGAGGAGUGACUUCAAGUUCUAUCAAUGCAUUUGUGCGGGGCAUUGGAAUCACCAGAAGUGACAAUAGCAUGAUUCGUCUAGACCGCCUUGAAUUUCAUAUAAGAGAAGAACUGAAUAGAACUGCACCUCGUACUAUGGUUGUAACUUAUCCUCUUAAGGUGGUUAUUACAAAUUUAGAACCAGGCACCAUUAUAAAUCUUGAUGCCAAGAAGUGGCCUGAUGCUCAUGCUGAUGAUGCGUCUGCAUUCUAUAAGGUUCCUUUUACAAAUGUGGUUUAUAUUGAACAAUCAGAUUUCCGGAUUAAGGAUUCAAAGGAUUAUUAUGGCCUUGCUCCUGGUAAAAGUGUCUUGCUCAGAUAUGCAUUUCCGAUAAAAUGUACUGAAGUUAUAUAUGGUGAUGAUAAAGAGACAAUUGUAGAGAUAAGAGCUGAAUAUGAUCCUUUGAAAAAGUCAAAGCCGAAGGGUGUCCUACAUUGGGUGGCACAACCUUCACCGGGGGUGGACCCACUCAAAGUGGAAGUGAGAUUGUUUGACAAAUUGUUCCUGUCAGAGAACCCAGCAGAACUGGAUAAUUGGCUUGGUGACCUCAAUCCCAAUUCCAAAGAGGUGAUACCAGCGGCAUAUGCAGUGCCAACUCUAGCAAGUGCUGUAUUGGGAGACAAAUUUCAGUUUGAACGUCUCGGUUACUUUUCAGUGGAUCCGGACUCUACGUCUGAGAAAAUUGUCUUCAACAGAACUGUGACCUUACGUGAUUCAUAUACCAAGGGCGGAAAUAAGUAACUGCUGGUCCUUAAUAGUGUGCUUGCUAUGCUGAUGGGAGUGUCAGAUCACUAGAUACACAUGAAUACAUACUAGAAAGUCUGUAAGCCUCAGAAAUUAUUAGUUGUAGGCUGCUUAGGUAUCACAGGAAAAUUCUCUCUCAAGAAUGCUGCUGGAAGGAUCUCUCUCUCAUGUCAAUCGAUCAGUAGGGAAAGCCCACAUGAGUUGUGCGAGUGCAAGUCCUUUCUUGAACGUUGACCAACAAAGGGCGCACAGUGAGGCCGUGAGCUGUCAAUUGCUUCUGUUUAAAACAAUAUUUUCGUAUGCUGAUUUUUCACAUAUUAUUAUCACCUGUGCUGGAUCUUAUUCUUCUGGUGUUCAAAGGAUCCUAAUAAUAUUUAAGUUGUACUGCUUGUAAAAAUGUUUAUUCAUCUUAGUAAGAAUCUGCCUCUUCAUAUCUACAAA